AUGGCCAACGUCUCUCACGGUCGCGGAGGUGCCGCCAACAUUGGCCCCGAUACCCAGACCUACGCCGAUGGUGGGAUAGUGCGUGAGGGACCAGUCGGUGACCAAGGUGACGGACCAUACUCGGCAGGUCGAGGCGGCGUCGGAAACAUUGAGCAUGAUGGGAAGGCUACAUCAGCGACGCCGCACGAUGCAGAUGUUGUUCCCGAGACUGCCACUCGCGUUGCCAAAUUAGAAUCUCACCACGUUGGACGAGGGGGCGCAGGAAACGAAGCACAUAUCCACGAGAAGAAGCACGACAGCUUGAUGGACAAGAUCAAGGGAUUCUUCGGUUCACCGUCGGUCAAGAAGUAA
Cladophialophora immunda is the source of this 351-nucleotide messenger RNA. RefSeq lists its product as uncharacterized. The coding region runs from base 1 to 351 and encodes 116 amino acids. The transcript has 2 exons. The record is from RefSeq and is a predicted model, not a curated record. Lineage: Eukaryota; Fungi; Ascomycota; Eurotiomycetes; Chaetothyriales; Herpotrichiellaceae.